Exophiala viscosa is the source of this 824-nucleotide messenger RNA. RefSeq names its product catalase-like domain-containing protein. Bases 98 to 640 code for a protein of 180 amino acids. The transcript has a single exon. Lineage: Eukaryota; Fungi; Ascomycota; Eurotiomycetes; Chaetothyriales; Herpotrichiellaceae. The record is from RefSeq and is a predicted model, not a curated record. Gene Ontology annotation, molecular function: heme binding.
GUAGAGAUAUUCCGCAUCCGGGAAGCAAACUUCAGGAAGCCAGAAAAUCUAAAGUACCAGCUGAUGAAGCGUACGGAGUACUGACGUCCUCACGCAAAUGGCGCCGGCAAUGUUACCCAACCAUCAUUUUGUGGGUUAUACCAUGUAUUCGCAAAGCGCAUAUUGUUGGGGUCCAAAUCUUGUGGCCAAGUAUGCACUCUUUCCCACUGGGAAGCUGCAAGAAGAAUUGGCGAAGAAGGACAAGAUUGAUAAGAACUCGGAUCCCGAGCAGCACUCCAUCUGGCUGCGAGAAUUUUUUCAGCAAUACGAUGCGACAUAUGAUCUCCGGAUACAGCUCUGCGAGAACCUGAAGGACCAGCCGGUCGAAAAGUGCAAUUAUGAAUGGGACGAAAAGAAAUACCCGUUCGAGACGGUGGCUUCGCUGUUGUUCCCCAAGGGCCAGGACUGCUUUGAUAGUGCGAGACGGACAUUUUGGGAAAAUAAGAUGAAGCUCAAUGUCUGGUAUGGGCGCAAAGAUCAACAGCCACUGGGAAGUGUCAACAAACUCCGAAAGACAUUGUAUCAGGAGGCGCAAAAAUUCCGGGAUACGCUGAACAACUCUGAGUCGAUAUAUAUCAGCUCGGUUGACCAACUCCCCUGAAGUAGAGAGUAAGUCUGCGAGAAAAUCCGACAGAACACGUUCUCGUACUGGUGGAAUUUGCGAAGUGGCUGUACGGAGAAAGCUGCGACAUGAAAUUCGAAGUGAAGAAAGCUGUUUCUGAGAGAGUUUUGGUAGUUGUGUCGCCGGCACUGAGGUAUACUAGUAGUCAGGGGACAGAAUGUGG